AGAGAGCUACCCGUUAUUCGGAGUUCCGUAGCAUUUUUUUUUUAUUUAUUUUACAUGCCACGGCCACAUUUGUGAUUAUUUUUAUUUAACAUACAAACGAAGGAUAUGAGUGUUGUGCCAUGUUAAGAACGGAAAGUUCAGUGAUAGAAUCGACUAAGUGCUAAGUUAUGUGCAAGUAAAUUAGUGAGUUUAGUGACAGUUAAGUUAACUCAAGCGGAUUAUUCAACAUGGGAGCGUAGUGUAGUUAUUACUACACUACAAUUUUGGUGUUUGGAAAGUUAUUUGGUUGCGAUUUCAAGAUGGGGACAGACAUACUGCUUUCACCGUUCGUUCUGCUGGCGUUUUGUGCAGUGCUAACCACAACAUUGGCCAACGACGAGGAACUACACGACACUCGGGAGGGCGAUGACGUCACUUUACAAUGUCGAUUCUCUCCCGAGAGGCACCUGAGCGAGUCCCCUGCGUAUUACUGGCUGCGGAACACCGCCGCCGGUCAGGACAACGUGGCUAUCGGGAACCUCUCUCUGGGUUCCAACUACAGAAUAUCGUUCGUGCCUUCCGAAGGUCGGUACGACUUGCUUCUGUCCAACGUGUCUUACGACCGGGACAAUGGGCGGUUUGAGUGCAGAGUGAAAGCCGGCGGCUCCGGAAGGACUCUUCAUGCACAGAUCCACACGAUCACCGUGCUGACCCCACCCCGGGGGCCGCUGCUGAACCCCGGCUCGCAGGCCUUCGCCCUGGAGGACCGGGAGCUCAACCUCACGUGUACCACCUCGGGAGGAUCUCCGGAACCUAGCGUCAAGUGGUACCGGGAGGGGUCAUCGUACCCUCUGGAAGCGGUGAUCACCCACGCCAGGUCCAGGGACGAGCCGACCGUGGCCACGCUUCCUGUGUCGCCGAGGAAGGAGGACGACGGCGCCAUCUUCCGGUGCGUGGUGUACAACAGGGCCAUGCCUAAGGGACAGCAGUUGGACGCGACACUGCAACUAAGUGUCAAUUACUACCCCAGAGUGACUGUAUCGCCUGAAAAUGAACUGCGAGUUGGAACCAACGCGACAGCAUCACUGGAAUGCAGCGUUGAUUCGAAACCUACCGUCAACACGAUCACUUGGUCCAAAGAUGGCAAACCAAUCUCCGAAUCUUUCAUCUACACCAUACGCGGUGUGACCAAACAGGACGCUGGAAAAUACACGUGCACCGCCGACAACGGACUGGGCCGGACUGGAGAGAAAGACGUCUAUCUGGACGUCCUUUUCCCGCCUACCGUCACGGUGAAAUCCAAGACGUACGAAGCCGAAGAGGGGGGCAACAUUGAAGUCGUGUGCGAAGUCAUGUCGAAUCCCAAGCCGAGUUCUGUGGAAUGGACGAAAGAAAACGAGCCAGACUUCCGCCAGUACGGCAACGUUCUUUUGCUGACCAGGGUGAACGCGGACACGGCUGGAACGUAUUCGUGUCGCGCGACCAAUGUCAUGUCGUUGAGUGACGGCAAGCGGCUGGAGCGCUCGAGUAGUGCGUCAGUAGUUGUGCUGGUGCGACACAAGCCAGGGCGUGCUGUCAUCAGCCCUUCAGAACCCAAGGCACUGGAAGGAACCUCUCUCACCCUCACCUGCAGCGCUGACCCCCCCGGCUGGCCGACUCCCCAAUACAGGUGGUUCCACAACACAGACUCGUUCGGAAACCCAAUAGUUUUAGGAACGUCUCACCAACACAAAAUAGACUCUGUCCAACUCAAAGAUGAAGGGUCGUACAGUUGCCAAGCGUCCAACGAAUUGGGGCACGCUGAAGAAGCUUCUGUCACGCUCGAGGUACUCCAACCACCUCGGUUCCAGGCGAAGCUUCAAACUCACAUGAACAAAAUAGCUGGCGAAGAAAACUUCGCGAUAUCGUGUACGGCUAUAGCGAAACCGCGAUUGGACGUUGUUUGGCUAAAAGACAUGAAAGAAAUAGACCCUGACCUUAACCUUUAUGAGAUUAAGAAUGAAGUAUCUGAAGGCAGUAAAUCUGUGUUUACCGUUCAAAGCACGCUCAGAUUUGUUGGAAAUGCUAGGCCGAAAGGAGACGACUUGAUCCCAGCAGAUAAUGGAAGAUAUACCUGCGAGUUCACAAAUGGCAUUCAACCAAUCAACGCUACGAUGUAUCUUCGUAUAGAACAUGAGCCAAUACUGGUCCAAACUCAAGAUCGCGUGGCCUUCGAUCUAGCUGAAGUGGCGAAGAUAUCGUGUCGUGUGAACUCUUACCCCAAACCGGAGUUCCAAUGGUUCUACGGCGCCAGCACCGUUCCCUUGCAAUCCACCUCCGAGGGUCACUAUCAGAUCGAAGUCAGUUCCGACGACAACGAGUCCUAUUUGACCGUGCUGAGGAUAAACGGUGUGAAAUCCAGAGAUUACGGCGAUUACCACUGCCAAGUGAAGAACACAUUGGGAAUGAUACGUCCCAAGAUUCUUUUGCAGCCUAAAAGCGCGCCAGAGACACCUGAGAAGUUGACAAGCGAGAGUGCUGGAUCUAGUUAUGUGACGUUGAAAUGGGAGGCUGGGUUUAAUGGCGGUUUGCCCAAUACGAAGUACUUCGUGCGGUACCGCCGUGUACCGAGGCAGUUGGAGGGUCAAGUCGGGGAUCACUGCUCAUCGAAACACUCCGACUUCGACUGGAUGGAAUAUGACUGCGGUCGCCAGAACCCUUGCAAUGUCACCCAGCUCACGCCUAACAACCAUUACGUGUUCCUUGUAAAAGCGUUGAAUCCGAAAGGUCAAAGCAACUACUCCAACGAGGUGUCGGUCACCACGAAAGUGGACUCUAUCGCGCCGCCCGGACAAGUGACGUACGAUCCAAGCACCAAACAGCUGGUGUUCAGCGUGGCCGGAACAUGUCUCUCCUUGGUCGGAGUGGCUGAGGGGUUAACCACUAAUUGGCAGGUUAUAGACACCGUGCCGAUCCAGCCUUCAAGCGGCAUGAGCUGGGUGAUCGAGGCCACGCUGGAGCCGCCGCGCGCGGGCCGCCGCGGAGCCCCGGCGCUGGACGCCCUCAACCCGCGCAUCAGGCUGAAGCUGUGCCUCAGGGUCAACCCUGAUGUAUGCAGCGAGUACACGGAGGCCGAGAUCGGACAGUCCUACAUAAAGCAGACAUCAGCAUUCCUCGGGCCCGCGGGCAUGAUCCCCCUCGUCUGCGUCAUCGUCAUCGCCAUUGGACUAAUCGUCAUCGUGGUCACGUGGCGGUGUCGCAAACUCGGCGACAAGAACCGUGAGAGUCCCAGGAAAGACUACGAGAUGAACGUUAUGAACGCGGCAAUGAGCCCCAAUCAGGCGCCGCCACCUUAUUACCAGUCGACCGGCAUGGAGAACAAAGCUUUGGAACAUUCCAUGGAUUUGGCGUUGGAGGACUCGAAGAAUGUGUACGGUGGUGCUGAUUAUGGGUACCACGGCAUGCCGCACGUUCAAGGUCAUUCUGGACAGAACAUGACCAAUACGGAAUGGGCCAACAAUCUGUAUUUGGAGAACAGUUACACGAACAGCAAUCAUGGCGGCAGCGUGAACUCCCACGACUCGCUGUGGCAACUCAAGAUGGCGGCCGGCAACAAUGGCGGGAACAUGGCGCACCCGAUCAUUGACAGGCAGAGCAAUUACGCUUACGAUCCGAUGCCGGGCGGGUACGACACGAUCCAGGACUACGGGCCGCACGCGGCGCGCAGCCAGAACCCCUCGCGGCAGGACUUCUGCUCCGACCCGUACGCCUCCGUCCACAAGCCCAAGAAACGGAUGGACCAACAUAUUGAAUCCCCCUACCACGAGGUCAGCGGUCUCCCCGAGGCGUUCGGCGAGGAAGCAGGGCCCGAUGACAAACCCCCCCACCUCUGUAUCAACUACGAUGACUCUCUAGAGUCAGGGUACUCCACGCCCAACUCGCGAGCACGGCGGGUCAUUCGAGAAAUCAUCGUCUAAAAUUUCGAGUAUCGUGCAAGUAUCAAUAUUCGAACUAAAUUAUAGUAUCGAUUGUGUGAUACUAUCGAUGUUUCGACCACUUUAAUGAUCAGUAGAUACUCAUGACAUUUUUUCCUAUUUAAUUGACAUUGACUAGUUAUAAACCAAAUAGAAAAUUGUAAAGCUGUGUUUACACUUGCGGGUAUAAACUUGCCACCGCGUGAAGUUGAAUUGGACAUUAAUAGCAAUGAUUUUUAAAACGUUACAUCGAAUUAAUUUAUAGUUUUUAUCAAGAAAUUGUUAUACAACCACGAUCAAUAUUAUGUAUGACUGAGAAUUAAGUAAUAGGUAUUUUAUGUACGACUUUUGGGCCUCAUUAGCCAAGAAGAGAAAAAUUAAGAGAGAAAUGGUCGCUUGCUUAAUUAAAAAUAUCAUACUAGAUAAUGAAGGGCUUGAUAAGUGUAAAGUAAAUAUUAUAAUUUGUUUUAUUGUUUUAAUUGAGCUUAUCCACUUAUUUGUUUCUUCUUAUUUGUUUUGUUCAAUCGAGCUAAUGACAAUAAACAAAUGUUCGCGCCCUUUUUCCAAUCUGGUUACUCAAGUGUGACGUAAAUUUUUUAAAUGGAACGUCCAUCCGUACGUCCCAUCGUACUUUGAAUGAAUAUAAAACAUAUAGUUCGUCAAAAUUAAAACUAAAAAUUCGCGUAACGUACUUAUUUAAUUACGUAUAUGCUAUCAUGUUAUUAAAUAAUAAUUAUUAAGACCUUGUCAUCAUCCCUAUUAUUAGACCUGAAUAUUUACGGAAUCUUUACGUAUUGAAUCUCUGAAUAAAUAUCAACUGCUUUAUGGUUAUCCAUUAACCAAAUUGUGCCUUAAAAUUGUUAUAAGUCCCAUUUUUAAGUCACAUUGUAAAAAUUAAAUUUAUUGAAUAGAAAAAUAAAUUUAAGUAUAUAAACUUUGUAACAUGUCAUUGUACGUUGACAAUGCACUCGUACACAACGUCGUUGUUUUGUUAAUUCAAAUCGUACACAAAUAUGUUAUCUUUUAAAUACUCGCAGGACCGUACCGAAAUAAAUAUUGAUAUUAUAUUAUUUUAUUAAGAAUGAAACUGCUCCUGACUAUACCCGGUUGAUCUCUGUUCAUGGCGUACAUGUUUAACUAUAUUGUGUUGCUAGUAUUAAUUAAUUAUUUUAUUACGUAAUAUUGUCCGGCCUGUCAUAUUUUCACUUUAAUUAUUUGGUGCGCAAUGUUUGCAUUCAUAUUUUGAAUGACAUAAAGUAAAUAUUGGGCAUAAUAAUUAUUGCGCAUAUUUUAAAUAUAUUUUUGUACAAUAUUGAUUAUUUAUUAUGCGUUAUAAUGUUUAUGCGCGUUGAUCCGAGAACAGAUCAUACCCCUAGAUUUUUUAGGGAAUAUUAUAGGCCAAGUGUAGAUAGAAAAUCAAUGUAUGAAAUAUUUUAGAAUAAGAAAUUAGACUUAGACACGAUGCGAAUAAGAAUCACUGAGAUUUUUUUUUUAGGAUAUUUGGUAUAAUGACACAGACGCUUCCUGACAUGUUUACCUAAAUAUGCAGAAAAUGUAUAUAAUAAUAUGAUAGAUACUUAUAAUUUAAUAAAAAAAAGAGACCCGCUUAGAAGUUAAUUUAAGAAUAACAAGCUUUUAAAUGCCAUCGUGGGCAUUUUACAUGUUGCUCGUGGCAGUUGCUUUCGACCUAAAAAUGAUAAUGAAUUUUAAUAAUUUUCUUUUAACGCUUGAAAGUGAUUACUACGACAACUGUUCCCCAGUGUUGCCAAUUUUUCUAUAUAUUCUGAAAAUGGGAAAUCCCGAAAAAAGUAGUCAACACUACUUUUUUUUCUCGGAAUUUUCCAUUUUAACUUAAGUUUUAAAUUUACAGGAUGAUGAUUAUUUACGGGAUGUAUAAUUUUACAUUCUAUAGUUAAAAGAUUCGCUCCUCAGCACAGUUUACUUCAUUUUAUGAAUUAACUUACUCUUAAGGUAAUUGUGCCAUCGCAUUCUGAUAUACUGCGGUAAAAAACAAAUCGCCUAUAAUAACUCUUUAUUUAGAUAUUUUUGCUAUAUUAAAAAUAUCCAAAUAAUGACCUUUUUUACCUUAUUGUUCCGAACUCCUCAUUUAAAAACGUUUAUAGUAGCAGCAAGCAAGCAGUCCCAAUGGUUACCAUUUUAAGGUACUAUGUCACUUUUUGGUGAUAAAAUGCCUUGGUUAUAGAGCCCUUAUUUUACUUGGGAACCUUCGAUAAAGUAUAAAAUACUAGAUACAUAGACUCGUACAAAACUGAAACAAAAAACCUUAAAAUGUGUUAAAGAACAUAAAAUUUAUAUAAAGAAUAUACUUAAUUAUUAUGUUAGCAAAAAAAAGUUUUCUACAAAAAAAAAAAUCAAACAAAUUUCUCCUUGUAGACACUGUAUUUCAUGCUACACCAUAAACGCCUAAUAAAAACAAAGCAGGAAAUGACAUUGUAUGACUUAAUGUAAGCAUUGCGUCUUUGUUGGCCUUUUAACCCUUAAAUAUGCCAAAAGUCCUAUAAUGAAGACUAAAAAAAAGUCUAUCCACAAAAUAAGUGUUUAGAUAGAUAAAAUUUAAAAAGUCCUUAGGCUAUGAUUGAAAUAAAAUUUUAUUUAUAUUGUGAUCUUUGCCAUACAUUAAGAAACAUAUAUUCCCGUGUUUUUUAUGUAAUUUUCUCGUUAUCAAUUUUAAUUGUAAAAUAUGAUGACCGGGCUGAACUUUAAAGAAUUAUCAGAUUAGUUUGCCCUGUUUUUGACCGAAUUAUUUAGAAAUUCCAUGCAUAUUGUUGUUAUAACAAAAGUAUUUAUCUAAAACACUUAAACAAUUACACUUCACGUUUUUCGGAUUUUUUGACAAAAUUGCACUGCGAUGUUAUGUUUACCUACACCCGAGUGUAUGAAUAUGUACAUAUGUAUGAGUGAGCUGACGAAUGCUACUGAAUGCAAAAGGCAACCCAAUACGUCGAAUUGGGCAGUAAUUUGUUGCCGACAGUUUUUUUGUCGUGGAUUGUUUAUCUAGUUUUUUAUACUUUAUCGAAGUAGGGAACCUAUGGAUAAUAUUAAUUUGAUCUCUUAUCUGGCUUUCAAGUUAAGUUACAUUGCCAAUUACAUAUUUUAAAGCAGACUUACUGUGCUUAUUCAUUGUUACAUAGUACUUAUUUGACGGUUGAUACUUUUACUAUUUUAGGUAUGAGCAUUACUAUAUUAUUUGUAAAUUAUUAAUAAGCACAAAUUCAGCUUACAAUAUUACAUUUAUCAACGAAUAUUACAUCGAAAUUUUUGGAACUCUAGAAUAAUAUCUAGUCAAUACUUGACUACAUGUUGACUUCCUAAUUUGGAUGUGCCAAUAUUUUUUAUGACUAAAGACGCGUUCUCAAGUUUAAUCAACGAAAUAUUUCUAUUUUUCGCAAGGUAUUACAGCACAAAUAAAAAAUGUAGUAAAUAUAAUCAUUAAAAUAAUUAUUCUAACAUUCGCCGUGCAUAGAACUCAUGAAAAUCAUACCUAACAAUUUGUUAGUUUUUUAUGUUAUGAAAAAGAAUCAUUAUUUUAUAUUAUAAUAUAAUAUUAUGCCUUAAACAUAACGACUCACCGACUGUGGCGGAUACAUUAAAAAAUUAACAGAACCCACCUACCUGUAUGACGUUUUAUUAAUUAUAGGUUAGAUUUAGGUACGCUUACAUUUUAUACGCUCAUACAUACAAACAUUUAGUUACGUCUUAAUCCCUUGCGGGGUAGACAGAGCCAACCAUCUUAAAAAGACUGAUAGGCCACGUCCAGCUGUCGGCUUAAUGAUAGAAUUGAGAGAGAGAGAAGACGGGUUCAGUUUAUAUGCUCAAAAUUACUUUAAACUGUCUUAGAUUUAGUUCAAUUUUUAUGAAUGUUAUGAAUAUCAAUUGAGAAGAAGUAGGUAGGUAUCUAUUAGUUAUACUAAUUUCAAAGUUAUUACAUUAUGAUUAUCAAUUUAUAAAUUAAAAUAAAAUAUUUUUUAUACAUUAUUUUAAUGAGCUUACUCUUAUUAGAUUCGAUUACCUAAGCUACAAAAAUAUGUAAAACAACCAAAAUAGUGUAAUUCUACAUUAACGUGUACUUAUAUUUUUUUAGCUUUAAUUUUGUGUCGCAUAUCUAUACUUAACGUGUCAAUCAUUUAUUCUAUCAUUAAAAAAUCUAUUAAACAGUAGUAUUAGGUAAGUAGAUAUAAUUUAGCAUCUCAAUAAUGCUCCAUUCUUACCGUAAAGCACAUUUCGUUUGUUUGUAAGUUUGAAAUAUCUUUAUUGUACAUACGAAAAUACAAAAAACAAUAAGACAAAAUAAUACAAAGACAAACUUAUCUGGUUUAUUGAUCUCUUAAAUAUUUACACAAUACAAAUAAAUAUAUUCAUAUACAAAUUCAGAGUCAUACAAAUAUCUAAUAAAUUAAAUAGCGACAGUGAUAAGUGACUGCAUCUAAAAAAAUAGCGUCAGUCACUUGUCAGGUUCAACGUGUAUUUUUCAACCUUGACUUUGGCAAAAUCAUCGUUUUGUUGAACGAUGGAGCCAUAAUAUUAAAAAAAUGUAACGUAUGUACCUAAUGAAGUAAGUUAUUAUCAUGUAAGCUGGGCAACUUGAAAUUGUAAAUAUUAGUUAUCUAGGAACUAUUAUUAUAAAAUAAAUGUUGUUAGAGCAUUAA
Molecule: messenger RNA, 8599 nt
Organism: Amyelois transitella
Lineage: Eukaryota; Metazoa; Arthropoda; Insecta; Lepidoptera; Pyralidae
Gene: ed
Product: hemicentin-2
Exons: 13
Coding region: 300-3935 (1211 amino acids)
Biological process (GO): cell-cell adhesion
Cellular component (GO): cell-cell junction
Molecular function (GO): cell adhesion molecule binding
Source: RefSeq, a predicted model, not a curated record